Messenger RNA from Thunnus maccoyii (southern bluefin tuna), 3383 nucleotides. Its product is annotated as growth arrest-specific protein 1. The transcript has a single exon. Gene Ontology annotation, biological process: regulation of cell cycle. Lineage: Eukaryota; Metazoa; Chordata; Actinopteri; Scombriformes; Scombridae. The record is from RefSeq and is a predicted model, not a curated record. Bases 597 to 1349 code for a protein of 250 amino acids.
UUCCAACUAAAACAAAAAAACAAAAAAAACAACAACAUCGGAAUGCGUGGAGGGAUGUUAAAAGUGGUGGAGCUGGGAAGAGAAGUCGAAACAAACAAUGGAAAGAAGGAUGAGUUCAAGUGUACAAACUGAGUUGCGGACAAUAACUGUGGUUAAAGUGUGCGUUAACUUUGGAUAGCCCCGCGGCGCGUUUCAGUGUCCACCCCGGAUCUGCACCGGUGGCACGGGGCAGGCGCAGGCUGCUGUUUGGAGCGUGGUUUCCCACUUUUGAACGGACAUGGUUCUCGGAAUGACUAUUACUGUGCUGCUUCUCUUUUUUGCAGCCACGCGUGGUGAUUUCCCUGAGUCAGAUCCUGACUUCCACUGUUGCAAAGCUCACCAGGAGGAGGCAAACUCAACUAACUUGCAAGUUUGUGGAUAAUUUAUGAAGGAUCCUAGUGUGUGUGUGUAUUUUUUGACUGCGUUGGCAACAAACUGUCUCCAUGCAUGGGAUACUUAUGUGAACUUCAGCCUGUAAGAUUCAAUGUGUAGAUUGUCCUGAUCCUAAUGUGCUGGUGGAGAAAGUGCACGUCCUCGGACUAGAACUCCAUCCAAGCAUGAAAUGUUGGUGCAGCGCCCUGGCACUUCUCCCGUGGGUGCUGGUGGCCUUAGAUGCCCAGCUAAUCUGCUGGCAGGCUCUCCUUCGGUGCCACGACGAGCCCGAGUGCGAUCUUGCGUACAAUCAAUAUUUAGCAGCAUGUGAAGGUAACAUCAGAGGGACGAGGAGACAAUGUCCAAGCCACUGUAUCAACGCGCUGAUAAGACUGAAUCACACGCGCAGCGGUCCUGACCUGGAGACCUGCGACUGCGCGCAGGACCUGGAGUGCCUCAGCGCCAAGCGAGCCAUAGAGCCGUGCCUCCCCCGCAGACACCCGAGCGAUGCCGGGGGAAUAGGCUGCAUGGAGGCCCGGCAGCGCUGCGAGGAAGACAGCAACUGCCACACCUCCCUCACGGCCUACUUGUCAUACUGCGGACAGCUGUUCAAUGGCAGGAAGUGCUCCUCUAAGUGUAAAGCCACCAUUCAACAGAUGCUGUUCAUCCCGAAUGGCAUGCUGCUCAACCGCUGUGUUUGCGAUGGGGUUGAGAGGCCUUUCUGUGAAGUGGUCAAGGAGAACAUGAGCAAACUUUGCUCCAUAGGAGACCACAGUGUUAUUUCAGACCAGCCUGAUACUGAUGACAUCUAUGAGGAUGAAGACUAUGACACUAGAAACGACAGAGAGGAGGUGUACACUGACCAUUCCUCUGCUUCCCAAAGGCUGCCCAGCUGCAUGACGCUCCUGUUGCUUCCUCUUGGACGGAUAUUGUACUGAGAUGAUGGCUACAUGCAACAUUUGAUGGAUUUAUUAGUGACAGUGUGCCCCUGUUCAAGACUGCAAGAUCAACCCUGGAUUCGGCAGGGGUUUUAGUGACUUGCUCGAGGACAGUUCAGCAGGGCAGAUGCUUGCUGGCAGGGGACUUGAACCCAGGUCUGCUGGAUAAGGAAAGUUAUUUUUUCACCACUGGGCCUCCCUGAGAGCCCAUUUUAGCUGCAGGGUGACAGAGCACAGUAGUGAUUUGUGUAGGCUUUCCACAACCAUACAAUUUGCAUAGGAAUUCUUUUCGAUGCACAUCUCACUCAGGAAAAAAAAAACUGCUUGAUUUGGGAUUCUAAACUUCACAUAGAUGGCUUUACAGUACUGAGUGAACUGCUCACUUUCUGCUAAGUUGAAGGAACGACUUGUUGUCAAUCAUGGCAAAAAUACUUUUAGAUGAUGAUGAGAGGAAGUGAACCAAACUCGAUUCUUUUUCAGGGCAAAUUUGUUGCAGGGCAUUGACAUUCUGUGUGCCUUUAAAGAGCUCCUAUUUGUUUGGUUUCAAUGGUACUUGGAGUGUGGCUUUAUUAAGACCUUAGACAAACAUUGGACCCAUCCAGUCUCUGUUUGCUCUGCUCUCCAUUUCAGGGGCCUAUGCAUUGUUGCAGCAACCACACUUCAAAUAUUUGUGGGAACUGUCAGAGGACAGGCAAGGGUGUGGGAUCAAGUACUUAAAUUAACUUAAGCGCCUCUCCAGUACUCUGUCUGGGGCCCUUCCCCCACAUGACAUUGUUUUAUUGAACUUUUCCUGAGACCACCCCUCCCUCUCCCUUCUUCCUCUCUGCUGCCAGCCCCCUUUCACGCCUUUAAAAGACCCCUGUCUUUAUUACUGCUUUCACACUGAAGCGUCAACCCAGGAAAACCUUGUCUGCUGCUGGUGUGAACGGGUCAACGUGUCAUACCUGUCCACACCAUCGCUUACGACAACAGGGUCCACCUGGUUCAACGCUGCUCUGCUGUUAUGUAACAAGAUUCUAAUUUCUUACCCUACAUACCUUUAAACAAACUGUGUGAUUCAAACAGAAGUUGUUGCAAUAAGUGAGCAGGAGCUCAUCAAACAAAGAUAUCGGAACACUGCAGCAACAACACAAUAAUCAGUAAACAUAGCAGUAAAGUAUUCACUCAUUAGAGGCGUCAAACAUAGACUGAAUGUAUGUUAAUUAUUUUGUGGCAUACGCAGUGUUUGUUUGUUGAAGGAGAAUUAGAGUGUUGCCAACUAAAUAAGAGGUGUAUUAGGAUACAUGCAGGGUACUUUUAACCUGCAAGGUUGUCACUAAGUGCUUCCUACAUAAAAUGCACAACUACAGAUAAAGCUCAAACUGAUAAAACAAGAGAUUGAAUUGCUUCACAAAUUCCUACGAUGGUUCCUUUCCUCAGAAAAUGUACUUUGAAUAAUGUAGCAAGUAGUAUUGCAAUGCAUCACAUUCAUAUUGUAGCUGCACACAUUUACAUGAGGAGAUGCUCUGUAUUAUGAAGCAGCUAACAGGGCUAAUGUUACCUGUUUGAAGGUCCACACCAGUAGUCCAGCAGUCUUUCAGUCUGACUUCUUGCUGCCACUGACUCACAUUAAGCUGUUUAGUUAAAAGGGAAAGUAAAAACAAUGUUUUUGUUAGUUUUUCGAUCACUUGUAAUGAAGCUGCCAAUUUGUGUCUUCGCCACUUGAAAUUGUGUCACAACUAAUCUUUUUGUUUUGUUAUGAAGUCUUGGAAAAAAAUGUUGAUAAAUGUUAAAUUAUGAAGCUAGAAUAUGAAGAAUGUGUAUAUAUUUUACAAUUAUAUGCAGUAAAAUAAGCCAGUCUGGCCACCAUCAAUGAAAUGCAUUUAAUACAGUAUAAUACACACAAACGUAGCACAGAUUCUGCCCACAAAUCCUCCUGAUAUGAUUUACAGUUCUCAAUGUUUCAUCUCAACCUUGUGGGAAUAUAGCAGUAAACACUUCGGAGCGUCUUCCAUGUGGGAGGGCGAGUUUUAUAAUAAAAUGUUUACGAGCUCA